Messenger RNA from Zingiber officinale, 4071 nucleotides. Its product is annotated as disease resistance protein RGA2-like. The coding region runs from base 2047 to 3330 and encodes 427 amino acids. NCBI's taxonomy places the organism in Eukaryota, Viridiplantae, Streptophyta, Magnoliopsida, Zingiberales, Zingiberaceae. The record is from RefSeq and is a predicted model, not a curated record. The transcript is spliced from 5 exons.
CUGCUCUCUUCUUCUUUAUCUUUUUCUUCCGUUCCAAACUUCCAAUCAUUCACAAUUUCCAGCAAUCGUGGUUGAUGGAAGCUUACUAUUACUACUGCUACUACUAUCCGCUCCGGUCAUCUCCAUGUCCCUUCUUCUUUGUCCGCCCAUUCUUCGUUCGAUCUCUCUUCUCGUUCAGAAAGGCGCUUCGAUCAAAGGCGAUUCGAUCUCUCUUCUCGAUCAGAAACCACAGCGUCAAAUCGAGGUUUUUCUUCCUUCCCCGCCUUAUCCCAUCAGUCCCAGAUCGUUCGAUCUCUCCGCAUUAUCUCAUCAGAAACCCUAGCGUUUCUUUUUCUUUCAAGAUCGUUCGAUCUCUCCGCAUUAUCCCAUCAGAAACCCUAGCGUCAAAUCUCGAUGUGACCCAAAGGUUUAGGGAAAACUUGUCAGCUUUGUUUCCCAAGAAAGAAGUAUCAAUCAGCUAAUAAUCAUGAUUGGGCGGAUCGCGCUGGCAUCCUUGGAAAAGGUCGCGGACAGCUUGUUGGGUGCCUUGGUCGGGAAGGCCGUCGAUGUAGCUGUGCAACAGUUCUGUGAGCAGCGUGGAGUUGAAGAUGACCGCAAGCAGCUGCAGGAUUCUCUCGAUCACGCCAGGUUGAUCUUAGGCACCAUCGAAAACGUGCGGAUCAAAGAUGAGGUCCAGCAGCGGAUAUUGAAGGAUUAGCUGAUACUCUUCAAGGAUGCCACUUAUGAUGCUGACAACUUAUUUGAUGAAUUCCGAUAUAGAAUUCUUACACAGCAGAUCGAGCAGCAAGGAUAUGAGGCUGGUAACCGAGCAUCGUCUUCCUCCAACGCUGUUCCCUCUCCGAGCAAAAGAACAGAGACUUCAAUUUCUAGUUACAUCAGCGGCCUUUCUGGAAAAGGAGAUGAUGAUGAUGAUGAUGUGCAGAGAAUGAGGCAAAUAAAGAGGAAGUUAGAUAACAUCUCAGUUGCUUUUGAGAAAAUUUGCAGUUUGGCAGACGCAGAAGAUGAUAGAGGUAGUAUACAAUUGCUGUCCUUGGCGAGCCAGCACAUGGGUGGUGAUGUGGAUGCCAUUCAUCUGGAAGGUCUGGAUGAGGAAAGGUUAUGGAAAUUUUUCAAGUAAUGUGCAUUUGGUUCUUCAAAGAGUGAAGUUCAUUAUCCUCAUUUAGAACCCAUGGCGAAGAAGAUGAUGUGCAUGUUAAAGGGAUCGCCACUUGCAGCAAAGAUUCUAGGAGGAUUGUUGAGCAUGAAGUUGGAUGUGCAACACUGGAAAAGCAUUUUAGAUAGUGAACUAUGGCAGCUUCCCCAAGAAGAAAAUGGGAUUAUGUCAGAGCUACAACUGAGCUAUCAAUAUCUUCCUCCUCAUCUUAAGCAAUGCUUUGAAUUUUGCUCCUUAUUUCCUAAAAAUUAUAGAUUUUCAGAAUCUGAGUUGAUCGGUCUUUGGAUGGCUGAAGGAUUCAUAGAGCCUCAAGAAAGUAUCAGAAUGGAGGAGCUAGCAAGCAACUACUUUCAUGAGUUAGUUAACAGGUCAUUCUUUCAAAAGUCAAAGGAUAGAGAUUUUAUAAUGCAUAAUCUCAUACAUGAUCUUGCAGAACUCUCAUCUGUGGGUGAGUUUUACAGGAUUGAAAAGGACAAGUCUUGUGAAAUUCCUACUACAAUUCAUCAUCUUUCGAUGCACGAAGAAGGAUGAGGAGGUAUGCAGACAAGACAUUCAACAAAAUUUUCUUGUUACAAUAAAUUACGAACGCUGAUCUUGUCAAGAAGGUAUACUAGCAACAGUUUGCUUGUUGACAAGAUCAGCGUUCGUAAUUUAUUGUAACAAGAAAAUUCUAUUGAAUGUCUUGUCUGCAUACCUCCUCCUUCUUUGUGCAUCGAAAGAUGAUGAAUUGUAGUAGAAAUUUCACAGGACUUGCCCUUUUCAAUCCUGUAAAACUCGCCCACAGAUGAGAGUUCUGCAAGAUCAUGUAUGAGGUCAUGCAUUAUAAAAUCUCUAUCCUUUGACUUUUGAAAGAAUCUUCUUAUAAUAAAUUACGAACGUUGAUCUUGUCAAGAAUGUACACUAGCAACAGUUUGCUUGUUGAUUGCGGCAUUUUGGAAAAAUUAAAAAAAAAUCGUAUUCUUGUCGUGAGUUUUUGUGCUUUGGAAGAGCUACCUGAUGUUAUUGGCAAGUUGAUACAUCUACGUUAUCUCGACGUAUCUUACAAUUGCAACAUUCGAAGAUUGCUCGAGUCAUUAUGUGACUUGUGCAAUCUACAAACGUUGCUAUUAUAUGGUUGUCACAACUUAGAAUGUCUCCCACAUGGCAUGAAGAAAUUGAUUAGCUUGAGAAAAUUUGAUGGAGCAAGUAAGUUUAUUCCAGAGAUAACAGAGGUUGAGAAGCUUGCUUCUCUCCAAAAUUUGCGUACUUUCAAAGUCCCGAAGGAUAGUGGGCACAAGCUUAUUGAAUUAAAUGGUUUAAAACAGCUCCGAGGAGGACUACAUAUAACUAACCUUGAGAAUGUGGAGAACACAGUCGAAGCAAGUCUUGCUAGUCUGAAAAGUAAAGAACAUCUCAAUCGGUUGGAGCUAGAAUGGACACCUUCACAAGAAUCCGAUACAGGUGUUAGUUUGCACAUCUCAGAGAAGGUGCUUGAAGAACUCCAGCCAUAUCUCAAUCUAUGUAGUAUGACAAUCAGAGGAUAUAAUGGUGCUGGAGCUCCCAAUUGGCUACAGGAACAAGUAUAUUCUAGAUUGGAAUUUCUCUGUCUUGAAAAUUGUAAAAGGUGGAAGGAUCUAUCAGUAGAACCAUUGAUUAAUUUGAAUUAUUUAACAAUUAACAAUUGCAAUGAGUUGAGAUCAGUAGAAGGGCUAGGAAUAAAAUCCCUCCAGGUCUUGACGAUUAUAGGAUGUCCUAAGCUUCUACUUUCUCAAGGAGAGGCACAAACAGAGAAAUCGUCACUGAGGGAGUUAGUGAUUGAUGACACAGCGUUUAUGCAACAAUCUCUCAUAAAAAAUUUUCUAUCAUCUGUGGAACAGCUUACAAUUUCAUUCUCUUGUAAAGCAGUGAUAUUUGAGGGAGUAGAUGUGGAGUCAUUGCAAAGCUUGACAUCUCUCCAUUCAUUAUGUUUCUCCUGUUGCAAGAAUCUACAAUCCCUGCCAACGAAGUUGUACACCCUUACGUCCCUUCAGAGUUUGCAGAUAUAUGAUUGCCCACAAAUUCAAUCUCUGCCACAGAAGGGGUUGCCUCCUUGCCUUACAAAUUUAGAUUUUGAAGGCUGCAAUCUAGCACUGGAGCAGCAGUUGGGAAACCACUUGGUGGAGAUUAAGAAGUCGUCAUUAACAACGCUAUAUACUUAAGCCAUGGAAUACCACUCUCCAUUUCACCAUUAUCUGAGAAUGGUUAUGUGGAGGAAAAAUCAUUUUGGAAGCUGCUAUUCUCACAGCAGUUGUGGUGGUUAGUCUUACUCUGUACACAUUCUGGGCAGCUAGGAGGGGCCAUGAUUUCAACUUUCUUGGCCCGUUUCUUUUUGCUGCCGUCUUGAUGUUUUUUUUGCUCUCAUUCAGGUUCUAUUUCCACUUGAAAAAUUGUUGACGAUGAUAUACGUGACCUGGCAGCCUUGGUGUUUUCCGGCUACAUAUUAUAUGACAAUCUGAUCAAACGAUUUACCUAUGAUCAAUAUAUCUGGGCUGCCGUUUCACUGUAUCUUGACAUUGUCAGUUUGUUCCUUUCGUUACUCACUUUGCUCAGAGCCAUCAAUUGUUUGGCAGAGACAAAGAUCUGCAAGAACUCAAGGAUUUAUUGUUGAAACCAGAAGUUACAUCUGAAUUUGGACAGAGUGGAGAGUCUGUUUUGUCUAUUACUGGUAUUGGAGGGAUUGGGAAGACCACUCUUGCUCAGAAAAUCUUCCAUGACAGCAGCGUGGAAGAUUACUUUAAACUCAGAAUUUGGGUCAGUGUUUCUAAAAAUUUCUGCAUAGAUAUGUUAAUCAGAAAAAUUAUAGAGUAUGCAACCAAGGAGAAGUGUGUUCUCAUGAAUUUCACUGCUCUUCAAGAGGCUCUCAAGGAGAAGAUCAUGCCAGAGAGAUUUCUUCUUGUAUU